Molecule: messenger RNA, 2083 nt
Organism: Gloeophyllum trabeum ATCC 11539
Lineage: Eukaryota; Fungi; Basidiomycota; Agaricomycetes; Gloeophyllales; Gloeophyllaceae
Product: kinase-like protein
Exons: 7
Coding region: 56-1810 (584 amino acids)
Biological process (GO): protein phosphorylation; actin cytoskeleton organization
Cellular component (GO): nucleus; cytoplasm
Molecular function (GO): ATP binding; protein serine/threonine kinase activity
Source: RefSeq, a predicted model, not a curated record
CCUCCCACUCCAGUUCUCCCUUUCCUCACAUUUACCCAGGCAGCAGGCUCUGGAGAUGCACUCUGAUGCGUUCGAUGUUAUCCCCUUCGAGGAUAUCAAGGGAGACUGGAAGAAGCUUGGAUCAGGCUCCUUUGGAAAUGUCUACAAGGGAAACUACCUGGGUAUCGAUGUGGCCAUAAAAGAGGUCCUACCGUCAAAUGACUAUGAUGUCGCAAAGUACUUUGAGCGCGAAUGGAGGCUCAUGAAGGAGGCACGCCAUCCAAACGUCGUUCUCUACCUCGGUCUCUCCAGAGCACCCGAUCCCGACGGCCGUAUAUUCAUCAUUUCCGAGUUUAUCGACGGUGGCAGCGUGCGCCAGUACAUCCACGACAAGUCCAAACCCUUCCCCUGGCGCCUCCGCCUCUCUUUCGCCACCGACAUCGCCCGCGCCCUCGCCUACCUCCACGCCCGCCGCUGCAUCCACCGCGACCUCAAGGGCGAGAACCUCCUCGUCACCUCCAACGGCCGCAUCAAGAUCACCGAUUUCGGCUUCGCCCGCAUCGCCGCGCGCAACGCCGACGAGUCCAAGCGCCUCACCUUCUGCGGCACCGACUCGUACAUGUCCCCCGAGAUCCUCGUCGGCAACGAGUUCGACCUCCCCACCGACAUUUACUCCCUUGGCAUUAUCUUCUGUGAAAUCGCCGCGCGCAAGCUCGCGGACGACAAGCACUUCCGCCGCGUCGCGCCCUUCUUCGCCAUCGACGCCGACGAGGUCCGCUCCUCCGUCUCCCCCGGGUGUCCAGACGCGUUCAUUGCCCUCACGCUCGACUGUCUCGCCAAUGACCCGGCACAACGCCCCACUACCCGCACAAUCCUCGAGCGCCUGGCGCAGAUCGAAGCUGACAUCCUGGCCCAGCCGUCAGAGGGCGACGAUGCGCCCAUUGGCACUGUCAAGUUCAUGACCGGCGUCAAACGCCCAUCUGCUGCGCCCCGCAUACCCAGCUUCGGUAUGGGCGUCGGCAAGGAUAUCCGCAACGGGAACGGCAACGCCCACGACUCGAGUGAUGACGAGACCAGCGAAGACGAGCUCAUGGAAGCAGUCAUGGGUCUCCGGAACGUCGAUCUCAACAGCCACUUCAGUCACGCUGACCGGGACAGCACCACCCGCGGCGACAGCGCGCAGCCGCUCAUCGACGACAGCUCCUCCCUCUACUCCGAGUACAGCACGACCGUCAUCCGCUCGCACCCGCACACGCCCUCGGAGCCGCCCUCGCUCUCCUCCAUCCUCACCAUCCGGCCCUCGCCCGACCCGAACGGCUCGCCCUCGCCCAUCCCGGGCGGCGCGCAGAGCGCGUUCACGACGCCCGGCGAGUCGUCGCUACUCUCGAUCGAGUCGUACCGCACCGCGCGCUCGAGCAUCGCGAGCGCCAGCAUCGCCGCGGCCACCGAGGGCGGGUCGACGAUCCGCUCACUCCGGCCGCCGGCGAGCGCGCUCGUACACCGCUUCACACUGAUCAAGCCCGGCGCGAAGAGGGGCAGCGGGAGCGGCGGGAUGAGCCCCACGCGCGCGAGGGAGGCGGUGAACCACGAGCCGACGUGGAGCCCGCUGAAUGUGUUCUUCUCGAGCGGGUUGUUGGUGUCCAAGUGUGAUCUGUGUAAUAAGCGGCUCGGGUGGAAGCCUGUGCUGGAGUGUGAUGACUGUGGGCUGAGGGCCCAUACGAAAUGCGGAGAGAUGGCUCCUAUGGAUUGUGGCCUCCGUCCGACCCGGCCGGUUGUCCACCACCGAUCCCCAAGCCCCUCGCCUGGGGGCAAGAAGACCAAGGCAUCAUAAUACCACGAUCACGACUUUCACGAAGGACGACGAGCGGCGUAGAAAUAUUCUUUGCUUCAUCGGCAGAUACGACGAUGUGACGAUCCGCAUUGCAUUCCUACACAUUCCAAAUUAUUUUACGACGAACGGACAGAGUUCUGUAAUUUCUUGUUUCACGUAUACGCAUCCACACCCAGCAUUUUUGACAUUCCCCCCGAUGUGCAAGCCUCUAUUUACAUAACGCAGUGUUUCGAGAGAGUAGUGUAGCCUUGCAACGAGAACUUCUAUUUAUUC